AUGUUAUCAAGGUUGAUGAACUUAUUGAGGGCCUGCUGGGGCCCAUCCUUGGAUGGUUGUGGCAACACAGGUUCGGAUUCAGCCGGCCGGCAAGAGGGACUGCUUUGGUACAAAGACUUGGGCCACCACUUAACUGGUGAAUUCUCCAUGGCCGUAGUGCAAGCUAAUAACUUGCUGGAGGACCAGAGCCAGCUUGAGUCAGGCCCUUUGAGCACCCUCGAGUCUGGUCCUCAUGGAACUUUCAUUGGUGUUUAUGAUGGCCACGGAGGGCCUGAAACUUCACGGUUCGUGAAUGAUCAUCUCUUCCAGCACUUGAAGAAUUUCACUUCAGAGCAACAGUGCAUGUCUGUGGACGUGAUAAAGAAAGCAUACCUAGCAACUGAGGAAGGGUUCCAUUCUGUGGUGACCAAACAGUGGCCCAUGAAGCCUCAGAUUGCAGCUGUUGGGUCUUGUUGUUUAGUGGGUGUGAUCUGUGGGAGUACCCUUUACAUUGCUAAUGCUGGAGAUUCCAGAGCUGUGCUUGGCAAGUCUGUCAGGGCAACUGGGGAGGUUCUGGCUGUCCAGCUGUCAUCAGAGCAUAACGUCAGCAUAGAAUCUGUUAGACAGGAGAUGCACUCUUUACACCCUGAUGAUAAGCAGAUUGUUGUCUUGAAGCAUAAUGUAUGGCGAGUGAAAGGCCUCAUUCAGGUUUCUAGAUCCAUUGGAGAUGUAUAUCUGAAGAAGGCUGAAUUUAACAGAGAGCCCUUAUAUUCCAAAUUCCGGCUUCGGGAACCUAUCAGGAGACCAAUAUUAAGUGCUGAGCCGGCAAUCUCUGUGCAUGAACUCGAGCCUCAUGACCAAUUCCUCAUCUUUGCAUCUGAUGGGCUGUGGGAGCAUCUUAGCAAUCAAGAUGCUGUUGAUGUAGUACAAAACCACCCACGCCAUGGAAUCGCCAGGAGACUGGUGAAGGUGGCACUGCAGGAGGCCGCCAAGAAGAGAGAAAUGAGGUACUCGGAUCUGAAGAAGAUUGACCGUGGGGUCCGUCGCCAUUUCCACGAUGACAUUACCGUCGUGGUUGUGUUCCUCGACUCGAAUCUCGUGAGUAGAGCUAGCACAGCUAAAGGGCCUACAGUAUCAGUCCGAGGGGGAGGGAUUCACCUGCCUGCGAAAACACUAGCCCCAUGCACACCUCCCUCGGAAAUAAUGAAUCCCAACUAG
Messenger RNA from Linum trigynum, 1197 nucleotides. Lineage: Eukaryota; Viridiplantae; Streptophyta; Magnoliopsida; Malpighiales; Linaceae. The record is from the annotation of a GenBank genome assembly.